Messenger RNA from Pocillopora damicornis (cauliflower coral), 2531 nucleotides. RefSeq lists its product as uncharacterized. NCBI's taxonomy places the organism in Eukaryota, Metazoa, Cnidaria, Anthozoa, Scleractinia, Pocilloporidae. The record is from RefSeq and is a predicted model, not a curated record. Gene Ontology annotation, molecular function: carbohydrate binding.
GGACGAUUUAGCAACCAGAAAAACGUAACAUUUUUGUUAUUACCGUCCAUUCGUACUUCAGGUCGUAUCGUUCCUAUCAACCUCGGUUCACUGGAGCUUAAGUUGUUAACAGGAGUGUAACGCAUCGAAUUCGUAAAGGCAGUCGUUCAUAAUCACUUACUUUCAAAUAUGUCGGCUGGGCGGUGCUGGAUUUUCCUGAUAUCCUUAGCUUCCACUGUUACCGGCUUUACCGAAGUAAGAGCAGAAAUAGACCGAAGAAUUGUCCGCUCAAAGUACGUCUGCGAAAAUGACGUCAUGCACUUGAACUGCUCACCUAAAGUUCUUCGGAUUGAGGGUGCUGACUUUGGUGAAUCAUCGGCUAGUAUAUGUACCAAAGGAGAAGUGUCAAGUCAGCGGUGUAAUCUAGUAGAGGUGACUAACAUAUUGAAGACCGCAUGUGACAACAAGAAAAACUGUUGGAUCACAGCAUUGGACCACAUAUUUGGCGAUCCUUGCAAAGGGGUGAACGUCUCUAAACAAAGGAGUUCAUCUGUUUAUCUCAACGUCAUGUUUGCUUGUGUAAAACCAGUGAGCAGUGGGAAGUCAACAAUAAGUACAACCUUCAUUUCAACUGCUGAGAACAAUUCUAUCAUCGCCACUAACUCCACUGCCUCAAUAACCUUCAUUUCAACUACUGGGAACAAUUCUAUCAACGCCACUAACUCCACUGCUCCACCGAUGAAAAGUACCGCGACGGCUAACAACACUCAAACGCUGCCUUUGACAACAACAAAGCCAAACACGAAGUCAGACAAAGAAAUACCUGUAUUUGAUCCAAGCAUGUCAGUAUAUUUGGGAGCACUCUCAGGCUCUAUGCAUGUACCGAGUUUUUCUUCUUUGGGUUUACUUGCCUGGAUUUCCAUAUUUGGUAUAAUCAACUCUUAUUGCUGAUACAAGUCAGACGUAUUCAAACGUAUUUAAACCCUCUUGCCCGCAGAAAAAAUCAUUAAUGCAGAUAAUUUCAGACGUUUUUUGUCUCUCUAACAACUGAUAUGACGUGACAAAUAGAAUGAGGGCGUUCACCACAUGUAAGAAUUGAUCAGCCAGGCUAAACAAUUACAUUUGAAUUGGCCUUAAUGCGAAUAGUUUUCCCUGAUUUUUCCAUAGGGCCAAUAAUUCCAUCUUGCGAAUAUUUCUGACAAAUCACUGAGAUCUUUACGAAUAGAUCUCAUCUAGCCAGCCUACGCCAACCAGUUGCAACCGGUGUUCAGCGCCUUUUGCAUCGUCCUAAGGGUUUGUGGCGUGUACAGAGCCGUUUGCUGGCCUUUUUCGAGUGUCGUUUCCUCUAUGCGUAAUCUAGUCAACACUAUAAUUAAUUCUAAACGCAGGUUGUCUCCCAGUUCUAUGUGAAUCAUAGGCAAGAGGAGAUACCUCGGCAAUGGCUCAUAUCAUGCUAAAUAGUAUUUGUAAUCAAAGGUAAUUACGCUGAAGAUGUAAUUCAGAAAUGCUUGCUUUCGUGCAAAUGCAAAAUUUUUCUAGUUCUAGACCUGCGAUCGUUCUCAAUUGCCAGCUAUUGCUAUGAGGUAGAGGGAAAACCUCAAGGAUUUCAGGUAAAAGUAGGUAAAUUUUUUUGGUAUAAUGAUCCAGGAUGGUAAUAAAGGUUUGUAGAACACUGGAACCAAGACUCAUAUGUCAUGUUUCAGCAUUUUAAAUCUAAACUUAAAUUGUAUCUCAAUAUUUAGUUGUAUAGAUUUUGAUUUUUAUUCUAAUUUUGUUUACUUAUUUAUUUUAUUUUAAGGAAGUUUUUACAUAGGGUUAACCUCCAAACUUCCUUUUCUAGAAGUACCUUUUUUUUUCUUAGUUUUUAAUCUGUAUAUAUAGUUUACCUCUAGAAUAAAUAAAUAAAGUAUAUGUAUGUAUGUAUGUUCCAAAGGGCAGGAUAUUGGACACUUCGAUUACUUAUAUCAUCAUAUAUGAAGCAUUUCUAUUCUCAUUUCUGAUUAUAGAACUACAUUAAACUUUUAAAGUUGGUAUAAUCAAGAUCCUUCCCUUUCUGAAGUGUUUUCAUUGUCAGAGGUCUCACGCCAUUUAAUACUAAUGUAGAAUAACAGUUUGAUUGAUAGCUGGAAGUGGCAUUACUUUAGACUAUGGUCCAGGCGUGAGAGACAAGUCGCCUCCAAAGUGGCGAUUUGUGAACUGUCAGAGAAAAAAAUUCUUAAGACACGUCGUUGAAAGAAUUUCCAAAUGAGAAGGACAAGAAAGUGGCAAACGAUUCGAGAGAAUGCAACGCAAUCAUGGAUGAGAUACGGUUCCAUUUUUUUUAAUCAAUCGUAUCAUGUAAGUAUGUAAACCUUUUUAGAAGAUAAGAUUAGCUUUAAUGUUUCAAUUUCUUGUAGUGAUUCGACCUCACGGAGCCGAGCUUGCGUCGCUGUAUUGUAAUAUUAUUUGAUAAAUUACGAGACCUAAUAACUUUUCAGGGCACUACCCGUUACUUCAUGCUUAUGUAACUACAUCAGACUAUAAAAUAAAAUAAAGGGGCUGUUUAUUUGUAA